UGCACCACACUAAAUGCUGUAGUACAAAAAAAAGUAAAAGAAAUCAUCAUUAGAACAAAUAAGAAAAUUGCCAAAUAUCAAGAAGAAUAUAAUUCGACAACUGAUUUAGAGCCUAAAUAUGAGCUAAUAAAUCAUAUACAGAACCUUACACAAGUCCUCAAUAAUGAAGAUAAAAAACUGCAAAGUCUAAAAAAAAAUGCAAAUUACCAGUGCAAAUGUAGAGAAAAAAAAGAUCAAGAUUUAAAUAAGCAUCAGCAAGUUGUAAAAUAUGGCUUGCCUGGGCACUCUUCUGUUUUGCACAAAUAUUUAGACUUAUUAGAGCAUAUUCAUGAAAGUAUAAAAUUCAGUGCUGCUGAUAGCAAAAGAAAAAAAGAAGUUAUUAAAAUCCAAACAGUUAUUCACUUACAGGAGGCACUAAAGUCAAAAUAUGAUGAACAUCUUUUUUGGUCUACUGUAUAUAAUUACUUGAUACCACAUUAUUUAAAUAUAAUAAAAGCAAAAAAUCACUAUCAUCCAACUAAUGUUCAG
Messenger RNA from Cetraspora pellucida, 528 nucleotides. The record is from the annotation of a GenBank genome assembly. Lineage: Eukaryota; Fungi; Glomeromycota; Glomeromycetes; Diversisporales; Gigasporaceae.